GACAUAAGAACGACGAAGACUGAACGUAAAAUAAGCGUCAAAAAAAUAAGAAAAAUAAAAUCACAAAUCAAAUUAAACAUUACUGUAAUAAAAAAAUUAAAAAGUUAUAAAGAAAAGUGUAUUACAAAAAGAAAUAUACAAAAUAUUAUGGAAAUUGCCCCAAUAUAUAAUACCGCCGUCGUCGCAACAGCCGCUGCUGCCACUGCAACAACGUCGACGUCACAGCAUAGGCAGCGACAGAGGCGCUCCGCCACCGCAGUUUUGGCAACAACAACAACAACAGCAGGCAACAAAUUAAACACCGAAAGCCGAGCCCAUCAAAAUGAUAACGUCAAUAACUUGGCGUUCAUCACAUCGCUGACGCUCCAAAAGGUGCUAAAUAUCAACAAUAUUAACAACAACAUCAACAACAACAACAUCAACAACAACAACAACAACAACAACAACAAUAGCAAUAGCAAUGCCAAUGCUUCUGGCAACGCUUAUCAGCAAGUGUCAGCAGUCACAAAGACAACGACGGCAGCCAUUAAACAACAACAACAGCAGCAGCAGCAGAAACACCAACAACAGCAACAACGACGACACUCUGAUAACGAAGCUGAGACUGACAUUUUAACGCAAUUGCUAAAAACGGGCGCGGUAUUUGAAACAACAGCAACUGUUGCUAUCACCUCUUCGACGGGAAUCAGUGCGCCAAUUGCGAUCGAGAGGAAGUCGUCACAGCAGAAGCAACAACAGCAAUUACAACAACAGCAACAUGGGCAUAGCGCACAAAAUCAACGACUCAAUUCAUCCAUAUCAUCGACUAACUCAAGCACAUCAACCAACUCCUCUACGGCCAAUAGCUAUGGCAGCUCCUGUUCCUCCACGGAGGAUCCGACGGCAACUACAGCCACAGCCAAAGCAGCGGUAACAACAUCAGCAGCAUUAAAAUCGUCCAGCAAUAAAUUGCCAGAGAAAUCGAAAAUUCCGUCCGAUAUACUCGACGAUCUGGCCAGUCGAUUUAUCAUAAAUGUACCGGACAUGGAGCUAAAUAAUUUAAUACGCAUUUGCUUCCAAAUCGAGCUGGCACAUUGGUUCUAUCUGGACUUUUUCUGUACGCCCGAGGAUUCAGACCAAACGCCACCACAACAACAACAGCAACAACGAAAGCUGCCCGUGGUGGGCAUCAAACAGUUUGCCAUGCAACUCUUUCAGCACAUUCCCUUUCUGAAUAAGCAUUUUGACACUGUGAAUCAGAUAUUGGAUGAUUGGAAAAAAUAUAAAUUAUCUGUGCCAACAUAUGGCGCCAUCCUUGUGUCAGAGGACUAUAAUUAUUGUCUGUUGGUGCAAUCAUAUUUUGCUCGAAACUCUUGGGGUUUUCCCAAGGGCAAAAUCAACGAGUACGAGAAUCCCGAACACUGCGCCACUAGAGAGGUAUAUGAGGAGACAGGCUUUGAUAUAACGGACAAAAUAGACGCUGAUGAUUAUAUUGAGGCUUUUAUCAACUAUCAAUUUACACGAUUGUAUAUAGUGCGCAAUAUACCGUUCGAUACGAAGUUUGCGCCGCGCACGCGCAAUGAGAUUAAGUGUUGUGAUUGGUUUCGCAUUGAUGCAUUGCCGGUCAAUAAGAACGAUGCCAUAUCGAAAGCCAAACUGGGUAAAAAUUCCAAUUCCUUCUUUAUGAUCAUGCCGUUUGUGAAGCGCUUGAAGAAGUGGGUGAACGAUUGUCGAUCCGGCAUUGAGCCUUCAACUCGCCGUCGCAAAUGCUCGGGACAGCAGAGUCCCAAGGCCAUCUUGAAUGGUGGAACUUCCGCAUCCCCAACAAUGCUGGCAAAUGGCAUCAUUGACAAAAAGGAACAGCAACGCAGUUCGUCGAAGCGUCAGCGGCACAAAUCGAUGGGCGAUUUGGAUGGUGUAAAGCUAAAUAAUCUCAAUGGCAAGGUGGCCGUAGGUGGAUGUGUUGGUGUAGGGGGUAGUGGCGGUAUCACUGCCAGCAACAACAUGUACCAUAGCAAUAUCAAGCGUAAUAGUAACAACAAUAGUAACGGUAAUUGCAACAACAGCAACAAUAACAACAUCAAUAAUAACAAUAAGCAACUAAAUGUGGCUGCAGGCAGCAAUACACCAACAACAGCAACAACAACGCCAGUGACAGCAAAUGCAGCAGCAACAACAACUGCAGCAGCAGUGACAACUACAGUUGCAACAGCGACAAGCAAACGGCAACUGUUUCAUAGCCAAAGCCAAAAUGAUGCCCAACAGCCGGCAAGCAAUGAGAAGAUUGUCAGCUCCUUUGAUUUGAUACGCAAGGAAAAGCAGCAACAACAGAAGGCGGCUAAGGCACAAAAGCAGCAGCAACAGCAGCAACGUUCGCGCGCCAAAUCUCAAAGUGAUAAGCAAAGCAAUCAACAACAGCAACCACAGCAGCUUGUAGUUAAAAGCAUUUUGAACAAAAACAACACCCAACAACAACAACAGCAGCUGCAACAGCAAACGACACCAACAACUGGCAUGGAGUUAAUUGCCAUGUUAACAGCAGCAGCUGCAGCGCAAAAGACAUCCAAACCGGAGCAACAGCAGCAACAACAGCCGCUACAACGUCCACGUCCCGCUUCGGUUUCAUUAAAUUCGCCUAUAACAACAGUUGCUGGAGCAACUAGCAGCAACAGCAGCACAACGCCCGAUGCUCAGACAAUGCAUAAGUUGCAACGCAUGGCAUCGGGAACCAAUUUGCGAAUUUUGAAGCGCCCCCAAUCGCAGCAGGCGCAGCAGCAACUACAACUGCAGCAGCAACACCAACAGCAGCAGCAGCAACAGGGGCCUUUAAAUUUUACGCCCAAUUUCAAUUCGUGGACGAAUUUCUCAUUCACCAAAAAUUUCAUAGCAAAUGUAUUUUGCUAAGUCAAUUUGAACGACAUUUUUCCUUCUAAAAUUCUCAUACUUCUUGCAUUUCUAAGUCACAAGGCCAGUUUGUACGCAGCAUUCACAAAAAAGAAGAACAAUAAUCGUUACACAUAUUAAGUUUUAGGUGUUUCCCAUGGAUCUCUCAAAAAAAGUCUUCUGGACUUUUCGAUAGAUGCAUUUUUCAACAACAAAAAACAAAACAAUCUUUUAAACAUUCAUUUGUAUAUAGCAAGCAAACAAGGAUUGUAUAAAAUUUUGUAUUACGUAAACACAUUUUCAUACCAAAAAUCUAAAAAAAAAACAAAGAAAAAUGUUAAACGUGAGUCUUCCGUUCCAGCACACGUCAUUUUGUAAAAAUUGUCAGGCAAAAUUUUUAUAUAUAUAUUAUAUAAAAGCAAAGCAAAGCAAAGCGAAGAAGAGCUAGGAAUGAAGAGUUGUGCAAUUAGAACGCAGCAAACACUUUUUAAUUAUAAUACGAUAUAAUUCUACAACAAAUAAUUAUGUUAUUAGAUUGGUUUUUAUUUCUUGUAAGCGAUAAAGUGAGCAAAGCAAACAUCCUUCUAAUUAGAGUUCCAGCCUAAGCCGUGUGCGUGUAUUUUUUAGACAGUAAAGUAAAAAGAGUUAAGUGAAGCAGGAGAGAGAGAGAAAAAGUAAAGAAAACAAAGAUAGGAAAGAAGAGAAAGCAUAGCUUUAAAUGCCCAACGUUCUGCAAUAUAAGUUUUUUGUUUUCUAUUCUUUUAUUAAGUACAAUUCGUUCCUUGCAUCUAAGCGCAUUGAACCUUUUAUACAAAAACAUAAACAACAACAUGAAGAACAACAUCAAGAUACGUGGCAAAGAGGCAAACAACUAAUAUGCAACAAUUUGCAUGACUUUCUGGGUCGUUUUUACUGCCCCGCCCCAAUUACCACCACCUAAGAUGUAAUGCGAUGAGCAUAAGUACAUAUAAUAAUGAGUGUAAAUAUUUAAUUGUGAUAUAGUAUUUCUUAGCACAAUUGUGAUCUUAACAAAACGGCUAGCUACUACGACUACUACAACUACUAUUACAUAACAUACAAGUACAUACGCAUAAAUACAUACAAAAACGACGUACCGAACAAGUGUUUUAUAAGCAACAAAUUUUAAUAUUCAAAAUUAUGCUACGGUCGAAAAAACCUUGUCCAUUGCCCCAACACAAACACACAGACAUACAAACACACAUAAACACACACACAUAUAUAUAUCUGUAUAUAUAUAUACACCUAAAACUAAUAUUAGUGAGUUAGCAAGAGUGAAAGAGAGAGGGGAUAGAAAUCCCAAAACUGAUUUGGGGGCAAUAUCAGGUAGGCAUAUCCAACAACAAAAAAAUAAAAACAAAACAAAAAUUAUAUAA
Drosophila hydei is the source of this 4256-nucleotide messenger RNA. It is a transcript of the gene DCP2, whose product is annotated as probable serine/threonine-protein kinase tsuA. Gene Ontology annotation, molecular function: RNA binding; manganese ion binding; 5'-(N(7)-methylguanosine 5'-triphospho)-[mRNA] hydrolase activity. Gene Ontology annotation, biological process: deadenylation-dependent decapping of nuclear-transcribed mRNA; nuclear-transcribed mRNA catabolic process, nonsense-mediated decay. Gene Ontology annotation, cellular component: cytoplasm; P-body. The record is from RefSeq and is a predicted model, not a curated record. NCBI's taxonomy places the organism in Eukaryota, Metazoa, Arthropoda, Insecta, Diptera, Drosophilidae. The transcript has 5 exons. The coding region runs from base 148 to 2883 and encodes 911 amino acids.